Molecule: messenger RNA, 8280 nt
Organism: Temnothorax curvispinosus
Lineage: Eukaryota; Metazoa; Arthropoda; Insecta; Hymenoptera; Formicidae
Gene: GABA-B-R3
Exons: 19
Coding region: 1112-6712 (1866 amino acids)
Biological process (GO): gamma-aminobutyric acid signaling pathway; G protein-coupled receptor signaling pathway
Cellular component (GO): G protein-coupled receptor heterodimeric complex; membrane
Molecular function (GO): G protein-coupled GABA receptor activity
Source: RefSeq, a predicted model, not a curated record
CCGCCACCACGCGACGCGGUUGCUCCUUCGCGGUGCAUCGCUCUGAGCAGGAGCGGUAUACCGAGAGACCAUCCGUCAGCAUACGCGAACACUCCCCGAGAAAGCAUCACGCACGUUCGUUGUGGAAAAAAUAAAAGUCGAGCGCCGUAUCACCCGCGUCAUCACGUUGGCCGUCUCGGCCGAAAGACAGAGAGAAAGAGGGAAAGAAAGAAAAAAAAAAGCAAUAAAUAUAGCUAGUAAUAUAUAGACGAAAGCACAUGCGUCAUGUUUAAAACAAGCUCUAGGGACGCGAUGCGUCGUUCCGUUAAUUUACUCGCCAAAUUGAGCGCGGGGGAUUGCGGCUCCGUAUUAACUUUUCCGAAAACAGUAUCGCCAGUGCAAUACGAGCCACUUUGCCGGGACUGAAACGAUUGUUAAUUCCACUGAGAAUUUGAUAGCUGCGAAGAGAGCGAGUAACGCGACCCGCGAACACGAGGCAAUUAAAGGCUCAUGAAAGAUUCGUCACACUCGAAAUACUGAUACCAUCUUCAAACAUUUAUUCGACGACGUCGUACCGCCGGCCACGAGGGUCCAGCUGUUGAUUGCGUUGUUUUAAUCGUUCGGAACAAUCUUGAUCUACACGAGUGUGCUCCGAAAAUAUUUAGUUACGAUACCAGCCGGCGAGUGUCGAGAUAAUCCUGAAAUACAAUCGCUACCGUGGGGGGGACAAUCAGUUAGGGCGAUCCUGUGGGAUCAAAGGGCGGAAGCCUCGAUUGGACGUCCCCGUCGUCCAGUGCGUAAAUUGGAUGCGUCGUGCGAUACACAAAUUGGACUGGCCAUAAUGAAGAGUUUCAGCGAAACACUUUCUCGAAACGGCUGAGGAGGGCCGUCGAGAUUAAUGCAAAUCCUUGCUGCACGUUAAAAACGACAAGCUCGGCCGAGCUCGAACGAGAUAACGGAAAUAAUCGGCAAGGAGCCCGCCUGUGAAAGUUAGCAAACAGAUCGCCCCGGAAUCAAUUUCUGGUGAAACCGUGCGCGAGAGAAAUGUGGCCGGGAGAGGAAUGCCGCACAACUUUACGAUGAGGAGGAACCGGAAGAGCGCCUCGAGUCGUCACAGAAUCGACGACUGAUUAUGACGCGCGUCCGCACGCGGUGGCAUUUCUCUCGUCUCCUCCUGUUGUUCUCUUCCUCCGAAGCCCUCCAGGCACGUCACUGCCUGACCCUUCUCCUUCUCGGCCUUACCUCUCUCCGCACAGCCUUGUCGUGCGACGAGAAGACGAGGCUCCAGAGCCGUGACCUGAGCGCGCUUCCCCGUUACCUUGAAGCACGGAGAUACACGGAGCGGAGAGACCUCGACGCUCCCAAAGCGAUCCCGGAAUGGAUGCAACGCGAAAACGAAGCUUCAAGCAUGGCUGGUCAAAGUGCUAGCGAUGUGGCCAGUGACGAUCAUUUCAGUGAUUUGCUGAAAACUCGGAGUGACCGCGAUGGAUGUGUUGACGGUCAACGCGGCGUUCAAGUGCAUUCUGAAACCGCGAGCAAUUAUCCGCGACGGAAGUCUGACGGUCGAUUAAGUGAUCCCGCGAAAACUCAACAAGUUCGCAAAGCAAUCCUCUUUCCAAGUAUAAAGCAGCGUGAAGAAAUUGGGAACAAUUGGUUGCGCAGUCUGGUCAUGAAGCAACGUGGUGUGCCAAAAAAUCUUCAAGUUACUUCUCGUUACGCGGUGAAUCAGGCUGUGAAUGAAGUCCAAUUUCGCGACAGUGAUAAUGAAGCGAGCCCGACAAUUUUAGAUGGACCACGCCAAAGUGCCGGCAAUCUACCCGGGAUCUCCGUUCACGAUCGCGAUGCCGAGGACGCAUUAAUAGAGGUCCCGAUCGAUCGGUGGCAUUCGCGCGCGGCUUCGAGUGUUAGUCAUCCGAUGCGACCGACGGGGCACCGACGAGAUCGUAAUGGAGUCAGUUUCGAAGCGGUGCGAGCGGGUCUAAACGCCGAUAAUUUAUUCGCCGAAACUGCUCGUACGAAUGAACGCACGAACGGUUAUUCGGCCCAUCGAAGUUCGCACGGGAGUCGCAGGGCCUUAAGCCGACCGAAGCGGAGCGAGCGCGAUAUUGACGUUGCGGCGGAGCACCGCGACGAUUUCGCGGAUGAUCGGAGCGAACGGAGCGGGAUUGCCGGCUUCUGGGUCGCGAGGCAAACUCAUUUGAGCCGUCGCAAUAUCCACGCGCUUGAUGAUCGAAGCGAUGAUCGAUCGGCCGAGCGGCUUCAGGAGAGCGACGGUAUCGUAAUAAGUGAUGUUCGUAAUGAGUUCGCGAACGUGAACGCGAACGACUCGGACGUCAAUGCAAUCGCGAUUGAUGCAGUUGUCGAUGACUUCGACACCGUCGGCACCGUCUCAAUGGAGAACCAGGUCGAACUCGACGGAAUUUCGGAAAUCGAGAAUCGGACCGUCGCCAUCGACUCGGGGGUCGACCGCCCCUCGGAUCUCGGUGGAGCGGAAAUCCGCCCUGCGAGCUGUCGUAACGUCGCGUGCUCCGAGUCGGGCGACGACGACCCGUCGGUAAUUAGAAUAAAGAAGUUCGGCAAAGCGGAGGAAUCCAACGAGGCUCGAGAGUACGAGGACGGGGAUCGUUUUACGCGCGUAGGCGAAAUAUCGACGGCGCCUGGCAACGAUACCGAUAUCGACAUCGACAGCGAGGCGCCUUUCACCGGUUUCGAAGGUUCUCAGAAAUUUCCCGUAAAAAUCAAUCACAAGUCGCCGUCGGUGCCGUCGCAGGUCGAAAAAUUUGACAGGCGACACUUCGGCCCGCAUAAGGAGGACGUACUCGAGGAAACAUCUACAUGGUACUCGAGUACCAUGCUACCUGACCUACCGAAGAGUCCCAGCCGAGACGUGCUUCAUCGCAAGACGAACGACGAUUCUGACGACGAGGCGGACGAGGCGGACAAUAGAAGCGAGGAGACGACGGAGAUGGACGCGAAGCGGAAUGAUCCCUAUGACGAAUCGUGGUCACCCAGUACUGACGUACCGGAAGGACAUUUGUCGGAGGUCCAGUCCGGCUCCGACGAAAAACUUGCGGUGACUUCGAACAUCGCGGACAGUGAGUUCGAGAACGUGACACACGAGAAGAACGAUUCCGACAGCAGGACGGAGUUCGACGUAGCGAUAUCGAGUGCGAGACCGAUAGAGAAGAUAAAUAUAACUAUCCUCGGUCUUUUUGAGAUGACGCAUGGGACAAUGCCGAGACCGGAAGGAGCCAGCGAGCUUCAAGCGGCCAAAUUGGCGGUCCAGCGUGUCAACGAAUUGAAUAUCUUAAAGCGCUUUCGCCUGCGGCUUAUUUACAAUGAUACCAGGUGCGAUUCCGGAGUAGCCGUGGAUAGAUUCUUUCACGCUUUGUACUCGACGAGGAAGAAACACCUGAUGCCAUUCUUGCUCGGCACCGCUUGUUCCGAAGUCACCGAGACGCUGGCCAAAAUUGUGCCCUAUUGGAACGUGAUCCAGGUGUCGUUUGGCUCGACGGCACCUGCACUCUCGGAUUCCAACGAGUUUCCCCUGUUUCUGCGAACGGUCGCGCCGGAUUCGAGUCACAAUCCAGCCAGGAUAGCAUUGAUCAAACACUUCGGAUGGGACACCGUCACCGCGCUCUCGCAAACAGGCGACAUGUACUCCUUGGCAGUGAAUGAUCUGGUCACGGAACUGGAGCAGGCGAAUAUCACGUGCACCGCGACCAUCACGUUCGCCGAGAACGAUUACAAGGAGCAGCUACGGACAUUGAAGGAAUUGGACACGAGGAUCAUUAUUGGAAGUUUUUCACCGCGUUUGGCGCAACGUGUCUUCUGCGAGGCCUGGAAGCUCGGGAUGCACGGCGGCGAUUACGCGUGGAUUUUGCCAGGUGAGACCAUCGACGCCUUGGGGAUAAAGGGCGAUUGGUGGCGCGCCGGCAUCGGAGAGUGCACGACUUCCCAGCUGUCACAGACUCUGGACGGUUUAAUCAUCGUCAAGAGCCACCCCACGGUCGUCGGAAACGAGACCAGCGCGUCGGGAUUGACCAGCAAGAAGUUUACUUCGGAACUGAAUAAUACAGGCGUUGCGCACUCGAAAUUUGCCGGUCAAACUUAUGACGCCGUGUGGGCCAUGGCACUCGCUCUCGCUGAAACUGAAGUCCUCCUAAAUCGACGGAACGAGAGCAUGGUACAGUACACACACACGAGGAGGGACCUCGCCAAGCUUCUGCUGGAGCAGCUUAAGGAUUUGCGCUUCAUCGGAGUUUCGGGGCCGGUCUCCUUUGACGAUGCGGAUCGCGUUGGCAUCACGGCGUUCUAUCAGAUGCACGGACACGAUAUUAAGAGAAUAGCUAUCUACACUCCCGAAGAUGAGAAACUGAUAAUGAACUGUCCAGGAUGUGAGGCUACAAGAUGGCCCGGAGGGCAAGUACCAGCGGCUCGUAGAGUCUUCCGAUUACGAAUGGUGACAGUGGCACCUGCCGCGUUUCUCGCUAUCACCUGCAUCGCCAGCGUCGGUGUCACCUUAGCGCUCGCUUUUCUGGCCUUUAAUCUUCACUUUCGCAAGCACAAAAGCAUAAAACUGUCGAGCCCGAGGCUGAAUAACAUGGCAGCGGUUGGUUGCGGCCUGGUCUACGGUGCCGUUAUACUUUUGGGACUGGACGACGCCACGCUGCCCGACAGCGAUGGUUAUUAUCCUACAGUGUGCAAGGCAAGAGUGUAUUUGCUGUCGGCCGGCUUCUCCCUGGCUUUCGGCUCGAUGUUCACAAAGACUUAUCGGGUACACAGAAUCUUCACGAGAAGCCGAAGCGGGGUCGUCAAGAACAAGCUGCUCCAGGAUACCCAGCUGAUAUUCUUAAUCUGCAUGCUUCUGGUGAUCGACGUCGUCGUGGUGACCCUGUGGGUGAUUCUGGACCCGAUGCAACGUCACCUGCAGAAUCUUACCCUGGAGAUAAGCCCGCAGGAUCGGGGAGUGGUGUAUCAGCCCCAGGUGGAGGUGUGCCGCUCGCAGCAUACGAACGGCUGGUUAAGCGCUCUCUACGUUUACAAAGGUUUAUUACUCGUAGUCGGGGUCUACAUGGCCUGGGAAACAAGGCACGUAAAGAUUCCAGCCCUAAACGACUCGCAAUACAUCGGUAUGAGCGUGUACUUCGUAGUUAUCACGUCGGGCAUCGUCGUAGUGCUAGCCAACCUGAUGCCCGAUCGCGCGACCCUGGCCUUUGUCACGAUCACUGCCCUGAUUCUGGCCUCGACCACGGCGACCCUGGCUCUCCUCUUCCUGCCCCAACUGGCGAAUAUCCUGGCGGGGGAGAGGGCCGACCCGGUCGUGCAGAGUCUCGGUCUUAAGAUCGAGUGCAACACGCGUAGAUUCGUUACCGACGACAGAAGGGAACUGCAAUAUCGCGUGGAGGUGCAAAACCGAGUUUAUCGUCGUGAGAUGGCACAGCUGGAACUGGAAUUGGCCAGAUUAGAGAAGCAAUUGGCGCAGGAGCCGGUGGAGCCGUCGCGCACUUCAUCAAGCGCCUCGAUCCCGCAACGAAAUCCAAGUAUCGGGGGCGGUUUACCUCUAUUGUUGCUCAGUGUCCUGCCGCCGGUUAUUCCCCGAGCCAGCUGGCCCUCCGCGGAUUCGUCCGGCAUACGUCGCGGUACCGUAGCAUUUAGCAGUCAACCGGAUCUGGAGCCGGGCGAUCCCAGACAAAGCCUGGCCGACCUUUACAAGCUACACCGUCGCCGGGAGACCGAAGGCCCGAACCGGCUGGGCGUUUUUCAACGACUCUUCAGUCUCUUCGGCAGCAGGCCGAGCAGCAGGAAAACCUCCACAGCGUCGUUCGGCGGAGUCGCGUCGGCGCUUCGCGUCCAUAUGGGCUACAUCGCUGGUUUAGUGCCCGGCGCGAAAGCUGCCUCUACUUGCCAGGUGGAUGCCCAAGGCACUCACUCGCCUCACACACGAUGCGGUUCAGGACCAAUAAUUAGCAUCACUAGCGAGGAAGACCGUAGGUUGAGCCUUGGGUUACGUCGCAAGGAAAGUAGCGAGCCUAAAGUAAAUUUCAGCUUACCGCCACAGACGAGCACGAGUCAGUCGUCCUCUCGAGAGAAGAUACGCGGCUCGCCUCGGUUUCCUCAUCGAAUUAUCCCGGCGAACAGCUUAAGCGCUAUCGCACAAGGUACAUCGAUCACGAGACCGCAUCGUUGGCACUCGAUGGACGACGCGAUGAAACCAAAGGUUACCCAAACAACGUCUCGUGGCUCGUGCAGUCCCAAUUCCGACGUAUGGACCACGAGCGAGAUCAAGGUUUCUUUCGGCGAGUUGGACAGUACUGUCAGAGCCAAGAAACCACCGGACUCCUUAGCCCUGACUACCGCCGCAGACUCGAAGAUGAGUCCAGUCGAUACGAGACUGGGCAGUGAUCUGAGGAAAUUGUUCAGAGAGAACGACAGCGAAGAGACAGUUAGUCCCGCCGAACACGAACUGAAGACGACGCGGUCGAGUUCGUCGUCCUCCUCGUCCCCGAAGAUAAUCGGUGCCACUAGCCAUUCCGUACUCUUAAAGAACGAUUUCACCCCAGAGACUCGAUGCGAUACCGUUUCGAACUUCCGUCAAGAAUCGAGACCUCGUCCGACGAGCCCAGUGAUUUCGGUGGUCGACAUGGAUAACCGAGGGGAGGAAUUGAACGCUGAUGCCGACAGUCGUGUCGGUACUUCCUGCGAAAAGAAGCCAUCGACUUCUGUAACGUAAAAUAUUGUGCACGUGAUGGUAACAAAUUUGUCUAAAUGGUAUAAAGUUUAUUAAAGUUUAAGAGAGAGAGGAAAGAUAUAUCAGGGUGAAAAAACGUUGAUUUUUUCGUGUUCCACUCGCAACGCCUAAUAUUUCAAAGUCCUUCUGAAAGUGGGACAACGAUUCUAUCGAAAUUCCUAAUUACCGUAGUCGCUUAGACAAUCUAAAACAAAUUGAAAAUCUCUAUUUAGAUGUUUCGUGUGAUAGACGAAGGAAGAUUGUCAUGCAGGCGCAUGAUAAGAGAUAAUUAAAGCAAUUACGGGCGCGUUAUUGACUAGGAAUUUCGCAACAGAGUCUGUAUGCAAUAUAUGAGGAUUAUACAUAUAAUAACAAUAAAAUAUAGCACAUAUUAGGUAGUUUUAAAUUAAUAUUUCAAAAACCGGGUAGAUCUUUCGAUAGUCAAUUCACAAUUCAACGUUAAAUAAUGGCAAUGUUGUUUAUUAAUUAACGUUAUAAUUGAUUAUUUACUAAGCGUUACACAUGAUUCAAUACUGUGCAGUGGAACGCUAUAAAAUCGACACUGUCAAUGCAAUAUAGAUCACCAAAGACAAUAUAGACACCCGGCUCAACUUGUCGCGAGAGUUGACUUUAUUCGUGCUCAAAUCAAUAAGCGAAACAGUGUGCGUCAUGAUCGUGCGGAGACUCCACAAAGUGUCGUACGUGUAAAUAUAUAGGUUUCUUGUUCGCGUAAAUGCCCAAAUGCGAGGAUCAUGGACCAAUCGCAAUGUAUAAUCUCAAAUAUGUGUGUUCGCUAGUAACUGUGCCAAAAAAAAAAGAAAAAAGAAAAGCAAAUUUUAAGACCCGUAAGAGUAUACGUUUGUCUUGAAGGAUUAUAAAAGGGACCAAUGCUUACGAUAUCCUUCUCAAUAUUAUUUUGUGAUGAAAUGAGUUCGGUAAUCUUGGCCCUAAAUGUAAGUUGCAUCGUAAAAAAAAUAUUGUUUUCGAAAGUACUUACAUUAAAGUUUUAUCUUGCGCGAUAACACGAUCAACAAGAAUAAUGGAGAUCAAAAAGGGGAACUUUAGUAUCACUUUAAAAUACUUGAUUUAUAAUCGAUAACAUAUUCAUUGGCUAUUUGAAAAUAGAAUACUUUUGCAACUAUAAAACUCUAAGUAUUUCAGAGAAGACAAACUGUAAAUACCCUUACGGGACUGCAAUCAAAGUGUUCAGUGCCCCAAACCUUGUCUCUAGUACCUGCGCUCAUGUGCAAUGAAAUAUAUAUCUGCUCGAAGUAAAAGCGAUUUAAAAUAAGAAUGCCAUGUUUUGUUUGUAACAUGCGUGAACGUACCGAUAUUUUCAUGCCACCGAGUAUUAAACGUAUAAACGUAUAAAUAUGUAGAUAAGGCAAAUGGUGAGGAGACAUAUUUCUGCGAAAAGGUUUCCUUCCGAAGUCUUGCUAUCCGACUGGUUUAACUCGGAUAUCUCGAUGUGUCAAUCAAUAAAAAACUUUAUCGAUUAAGCAAUAAUCAGCAUUGUCUGUGCAAAUAAGAGAAUGAUGUAAUAAAGAACUCUAUAUAUAUAUGUAUAUAUA